Messenger RNA from Eutrema salsugineum, 2120 nucleotides. RefSeq names its product U-box domain-containing protein 38. NCBI's taxonomy places the organism in Eukaryota, Viridiplantae, Streptophyta, Magnoliopsida, Brassicales, Brassicaceae. The record is from RefSeq and is a predicted model, not a curated record. The transcript has a single exon. Gene Ontology annotation, molecular function: protein binding; ubiquitin-protein transferase activity. Bases 203 to 1870 code for a protein of 555 amino acids. Gene Ontology annotation, cellular component: cytoplasm; nucleus. Gene Ontology annotation, biological process: protein ubiquitination.
GUCAGUAGGCCACAAAGUCCUUCAGUUCAGGAGGAAGAAGACGAUUCUCUUUCAUCUCAUCUUUUUUUUUUCUUCUUCGUCCCAAAAAUUCUCGAAGGCACGAAAAUGGAUGAAAAUCCCUAAUUUUCCGAAACACCAAAACCCCAGAGAGAGUUUUCAGAAAUCAUACUCACAACGAAUUUCUGGCCGUUGAUUUUUGCAGAUGGGUAAAAGCGGACGGCUCAGAUGGAACCCUUUCAACCACAGAUCGUCUUCUUCCUCCUCAUCUUCAAGAGGACAACAGGACCAGCAGCAACAGCAACAACCUCCCGUCGAAUUCCUCUGUCCGAUUUCAAAGUCAAUAAUGUCUGACCCAGUUGUUGUCUCUUCCGGUCAAACCUUCGAACGGGUCUGUGUUCAAGUCUGUCGCGACCUAGGCUUUGUACCCAAACUCGACGACGACGUUGACGACUCUCGACCCGAUUUCUCAACCAUAAUCCCCAACCGGAACAUGAAAUCAACCAUCGAUGGUUGGUGCGAUAGCGUCGGCGCCGAGAGACCUCAGCCGCCUGAUUACUCCGCCGUCGAGAGGAAUUUACGGCAACAGAUGCCGUCGUCGUUAGAUGUGGAGAUUCGUGUCUCCGAGCAGGAGCUUCUCAGAGCGGUGGCGGACCGAGCUCCGAUGAUGAUUCACCACGCUGACUCCGAGGUCAUGGGACGGAGGAGACCGGCGGGAGAUUUCAACUCCACGAGCUCUUCUGACGAAUCAGUAAUCGUCGUUCAAAGCCCAUUCACUCCACUUCCUCUAACGACCCGGCCCGCUUGCUUCUCUCCGUCGUCUUCUUCUUCCGAAAUCGAAACCCUCCUAACACAGGACAAUUUCUCCUCUCCUUCAAAUUGUCCCGAAGAGGAAGAGAUCUACAACAAGCUUAAUAGCACUGAUAUAUUCGAUCAAGAGCAAGGUCUGAUUAUGAUGAGAAAAAUGACUCGAACCAAAGACGAGGAUAGAGUCUCACUUUGUUCCCCUCGGAUUCUCGCUCUGCUCAAGAACAUGAUUGUUUCGAGAUACAGCCUAGUGCAGACGAAUUCUCUAGCCUCGCUCGUGAAUCUAUCGCUGGAGAAGAACAACAAACUGACGAUCGUACGGUUAGGAUUCGUUCCACUUUUGAUCGACGUCUUGAAAUCGGGAAGCAGGGAAGCGCAAGAACAUGCCGCAGGGACAAUCUUCAGCCUCUCAUUAGAAGACGACAACAAAAUGCCGAUCGGAGUUUUAGGAGCGCUUCAGCCACUGCUCCACGCUUUACGAGCAGCAGAGAGCGAUCGGACGCGUCACGACUCAGCUCUCGCGCUCUACCACCUGUCACUGAACCAGACGAAUCGAUCGAAGCUCGUCAGGCUCGGAGCGGUGCCGGCGCUUUUCUCGUUGGUCAGGUCCGGUGAAUCGGCGAGCCGAGCGCUGCUGGUGAUAUGUAACUUAGCUUGCUGUAGCGAAGGACGAUCGGCGAUGCUGGAUGCGAACGCAGUGGCGAUUCUCGUAGGGAAGCUAAGGGAGGAAGGAACGGAGGAGUCUCGUUCGUCUUCAUCGGCGCGCGAGAAUUGUGUGGCGGCGCUGUUCGCGUUGAGCCACGAGAGUCUUCGAUUCAAGGGGUUGGCGAAGGAGGCUAGAGUAGUGGAGGUGUUGAAGGAAGUGGAAGAGAGAGGAACGGAGAGAGCGAGAGAGAAAGCGAAGAAGAUUCUUCAGUUGAUGAGAGAGAGAGUGCCCGAGGAAGAGGAAGAAGACGGCCAAGGAUCCGUUGAUUGGGACAGAGUCAUCGACUCGACCGGUUCGAUUCGGUCGAGAUUCCAAGCGGGAAGAAACCGAAUGAUCACUCAGAAUUCUUCUGGCUUCUAAUUCUAAGAUGAAAACAAAACAAAAAUUUGAAAUUUGAUAUAUGCUUGUGAUUAAUUUUUUUGUAACCUUGUGUCUCGAAAAGAAUUGAAAAAAGAGCAUGAGUGAUGUAAAUACGUGUUUUGAGCAUUUUGUAAUAUAAAUUUUUAGAAAUCCAAAUCUGCGUAAGCAAUCUUGGAUUCAAAUGUUUCACUAACGAGUGAACUUCUUGUUUUAUAAUCAGCUUUAUUUCCUCGUUUUCCAACUUAAAUGU